Molecule: messenger RNA, 498 nt
Organism: Strongylus vulgaris
Lineage: Eukaryota; Metazoa; Nematoda; Chromadorea; Rhabditida; Strongylidae
Source: the annotation of a GenBank genome assembly
UUGUUCGAUAACAAAUCCCAGUUUCAGUGCCUACUGAAUUUACUAGACAGUCCAUUAAACCGAGCUGGCCAGUUGCAAGUCUUUUUCCGCACUAAUAAAAAUGUCCUUGUGCAAGUUAGCCCUCAAUGUCGAAUUCCUAGAACUUUCGAUAGGUUUUGUGGCCUUAUGGUUCAACUUCUGCACAAACUAGUCGUACGUGCUGCAGAUAGCUCACAAAAGUUACUGACGGUAGUCAAAAAUCCCGUCACAAAUUACUUGCCUGUGGGAUGUCGGAAGAUUUUGAUGACAUUUAACACUGAAGAGCUUGUGUUACCAAGCAAGCUUGUUUCUCCAAAAGACGAAGCUCCCAUUGCGGUUGUCAUUGGAGGAAUAGCUCGAGGGAAGAUAGUCACAGACUAUACCGAUCGGGACCUCAAAAUAAGCAACUAUCCUUUGAGUGCUGCGUUGACAUGUGCAAAGGUUACGAGUGGUCUGGAAGAAACGUGGGGCAUUGUUUAG